UUCCAUUCCCUUUAAAUUUAAAUUAAGACAAUAAAAUGAAUCUAACAGUCAGAGUUUGUAACUUGUAUGCAAAUGAGUUAGUCCGGUUGGUCAUGAGAUAUGCGCUUGCUCCUCUUGCACUUGAUUUCGAAAUCUCUAAGUAGGUGAUGGGAUAUGUUUGUCUUAUUUUCCCUUCCCUUUUUAUUUGUGCAUAUGUUCGUGAAAUAAAUACUUUAGACACCUCUGAGUUAUGUCUUCCGAAGUACAAAUACCAGAAUCUUGAGUUUCGGAGGGAAAACCAGACAAUGCAACCAAGUAACGAUAAUGCAAUUGCAACCCCACCUCCGUCCCAAAUCCAUUUCCCUCCUCACCAAUUCUCCACACCCACUAUCUCUCUUCUCUCUCUUCGCCUUCUCUUCUCUUUCCACUCCCCUCUCUCACUCCUCUCCCAUCUCCCCGUCUUCUUCUUCCUCCUCUCAAUGGUUCUCCGUCCUCCGCGCUGCCAUUGCCGCCGCAGACUUGCCGCUCGGGAAGCGCGUUCACGCGCUGAUUAUAACCUCCGGCGACGACCCGGGUCAUUUCUUGACCAACAACCUCAUCACCAUGUAUUCCAAAUGCCGGUGUCUGUCAACCGCACGCCGCGUGUUCGAUAAAAUGCCCGGCCGAGACCUUGUCUCAUGGAACUCCAUUCUAGCGGCCUAUGCGCAGGCUGCGGGCUCUGAUGCUGACAAUGUUCAAGUGGGUCUUGGCCUUUUCCGGCGUCUUCGUGAAUCUGUUGUUUUUACCAGUCGGCUCACUUUGGCGCCGGUUUUGAAGCUGUGUUUGCUCUCAGGGCAUGUUUGGGCUUCGGAGGCGGUUCAUGGGUAUGCUGUUAAGAUUGGAUUGGAGUGGGAUGAGUUUGUUUCUGGUGCUCUUGUGAAUAUAUAUUCUAAACUCGGACGAAUUAAGGCUGCCCGUGUGUUGUUUGAUGGGAUGAUGGAAAGGGAUGUGGUGUUGUGGAAUACAAUGCUUAAGGCAUAUGUGGAAAUGGGUCUUGAGGAAGGACUUUCUUUCUUCUCUGCUUUUCAUCGAAGUGGAUUCCGUCCUGAUGAUGUUAGUGUGCGCUCUGUUCUCAGUGGGAUUGACAGAAUUGAUUAUUUUGAAGGCAAGAGGCACAUGGAGCAGGUUCAAGCAUAUGCAAUGAAAUUGUUUUUGUAUGAUACUAAGUCGGAAUCUUUGGACAUAUAUUCGUGGAACAAGACAUUGUCCGAGUAUGUUAAAGCUGGUGAAAAUUGGGCUGCUGUAGAAUGUUUUAUAGAUAUUGUAAGAUCAAAAGUAGAGCUUGACAGUGUAACAUUAGUUGUUAUUCUGUCUGCGGUUGCAGGUGUAAAUGACUUGGACUUGGGGAAACAGAUUCAUGGCAUUGCUUUGAAAUCACAUUUUGAUUCUGUUGUUUCUGUUGCAAAUAGCCUUAUCAACAUGUAUUCAAAGGCUGGUUCUGUUUAUUCUUCAAGAAAAGUGUUCAAUCGCAUGAAAGAAGUGGACCUAAUUUCCUGGAACUCGAUGAUAUCAUGUUGUGCACAAAGUGGUUUAGGAGAGGAAGCGGUAAACUUGUUUAUGGGCUUAUUACAUGAUGGUUUGAGACCUGAUCAAUUUACUGUUGCAAGUGUUUUAAGGGCUUGCUCCUCGCUUGAAGAAGGGUUGUCAGCCAGCAAACAGAUUCAUGUUCAUGCUACAAAAUCCGGCAUUGUUGCUGACAGUUUUGUUUCGACGGCUCUUAUUGAUGUUUAUUCUAGAAGUGGAAACAUGGAGGAUGCAGAGGUCCUCCUUGGAAACAAACUUAAAUUCAAUCUGGCGUCUUGGAAUGCAAUGAUGUUCGGAUACAUAAUGAGUAAUGACUGUCACAAGGCAUUGGACCUUAUGAGGAUGAUGCACGAAGGUGGACACAGGCCGGAUGAGAUAUCUUUAACAACUGCGGGUAAGGCUGCUAGUAGCCUGGUAGCUUUGGGACCGGGAAAGCAAAUUCAUGCUCAUGCCAUAACAGGGUUUGUUUUGGAUUUAUGUGUUAACAGCGGAAUUCUAGAUAUGUAUAUCAAAUGUGGAGACAUGGGAAGUGCACACACAGUUUUCAAUUACAUCCCUGCACCCGAUGGUGUUGCAUGGACAACUAUGAUCUCAGGAUGUGUAGAAAAUGGAGAUGAAGUGCUCUCUCUUUCUAUAUACCAUCAGAUGAGGCAGUCACGAGUGGAGCCUGAUGAAUAUACCUUUGCCACCCUUGUCAAAGCCAGCUCAUGUUUGACAGCAUUAGAACAGGGAAAACAGAUACACGCUGAUGCUAUAAAGUUGGAUUUUUCCUCGGACCCUUUUGUCGCGACAUCACUUGUUGACAUGUAUGCCAAGUGUGGCAACAUAGAAGAUGCUUAUCGUUUAUUCAGGAGGAUGGAUGUUAGGAACGUCGCCCUGUGGAAUGCCAUGUUGGUCGGUUUAGCUCAGCACGGAAAUGCUGAAGAAGCACUAAGCCUUUUCAGAGUCAUGAAAAUGAAGAACAUCGAGCCUGAUAGAGUUACUUUCAUUGGAGUCCUUUCUGCUUGCAGCCAUUCUGGUUUAGUUUCCGAAGCUUAUGAGUAUUUUUCUACAAUGCAGAAAGAUUACGGUGUUGAACCUGAGAUUGAACACUACUCUUGCCUAGUUGAUGCCCUUGGCCGUGCAGGUCGAGUCCAAGAGGCAGAAAAGCUGAUAGCAUCAAUGCCCUUUGAAGCUUCUGCCUCAAUGUAUAGAGCCCUUCUAGGUGCUUGUAGAGUUAAAGGGGACACCGAAACUGGAAAACGAGUUGCAGCACAGCUCCUGGCCAUGGAGCCAUCUGACUCCUCCGCCUACGUGCUUUUAUCCAACAUCUAUGCGGCUGCCAACCAAUGGAAUGUCGUAAAUGAUGCCAGAGCAAUGAUGCAGAAACAGAAUGUAAAGAAAGAACCCGGUUUCAGCUGGAUAGACGUGAAGAACAAGGUACAUUUGUUUGUGGUAGACGAUAAAUCCCAUCCACAAGCAGAUGUCAUACACGACAAGGUGGAGGAGAUGAUAAAGCGAAUCGGGGAAGAAGGGUACGUCCCGGAUACGGAGUUUGCACUGGUGGAUGUGGAAGAAGAGGAGAAAGAGCGGUCUCUGUACUACCACAGUGAGAAGCUAGCAAUAGCGUAUGGACUCAUAAGCACUCCUCCGUCGGCCGCCAUUCGGGUGAUAAAAAACCUGAGAGUUUGUGGAGAUUGCCAUAAUGCAGUGAAAUACAUAUCAAAGGUUUAUCAGAGAGAGAUUGUUUUGAGAGAUGCAAAUCGCUUCCAUCGGUUCAAGGAUGGAACUUGUUCUUGCGGUGAUUACUGGUGACAUUAUAAAUUCAAAAUUCGUUUGUUUAUCAAUUAAUUACAAGUUUUCUUUAAGUACUUUACGAA
This is a messenger RNA of Malus domestica (apple), 3401 nucleotides long. NCBI's taxonomy places the organism in Eukaryota, Viridiplantae, Streptophyta, Magnoliopsida, Rosales, Rosaceae. The record is from RefSeq and is a predicted model, not a curated record.